AUGUCGCAGCAUCCCCCAGCGUCCGCAAUAGGCGGUCCGCCUCGCACCCAACAAUGGCCUCGCUCACAUAUUUUCCCGUCAACCUCCAUGCCAUCGUCACUUGCAACCCAUCUACCCUUCAGUCAGGAUAUCUCGUCAGCUCACCAGCCGCAAGACAACGGCAACCAACCCUACAACUAUAACGACUUGACCAAUAUCAAUAUGACGUCGAGUCUUCCUGGGUUAGGAGGUCCUGUAGCGGGAUUCCCUCUACCACCACCACCCUUCCCCUUCAUGGGCCAGUUUACACCGUCACAGUUUAACACUCCUUCGUUCCCGCCCAUCCAGAUGCCUCCGUUGAGAUACCCGCCAUUGUCGAUUCCCGCAGCCAACAUCCAAGCGCCGAGUCGCCCCUCGUCGGGUGAUCUUCGUUCGCAAGCCAAUUCGGUAUCCAUCAAUGAUGCUGACUCUCGAGCCGCCAGAACACCGAUCACGCGGAAGGAUUAUGAUCGAGAAGAAGGUGAACUUACCGAUAUGGAGAUGACCAUGCCCACAAGUUCAGAGAAUGCAGGCUUGGCCGAAACCCGAGACGAUGCAAUACCGUCGACCUUGACGCAGCAAAACGGGUACACGACAGGCACUUGCAACACUACUACUUUGGCUAGGGACAAGGAAUCCAGAAGGAGCCCCGCGGCGAAAAGCUGCGACCCGUCCACCCUAGACCUCGAGGAAGGCGAGGCGUCCUCAACUGGAUCGCACAUAUCGGCGAGGGAAUCUGAGUCACCGUAUGAUCCUCCAGGUUCUGGCAACCCUGACCCAUUCAUGUCGAACGGUGCUUCCGGCGCUUCAUCCCACGAAGAUACUUCUUUUUCAGCCACAAAAGAUGUUUCUGGGCCGCACGGAAGCGGGAAAUUAGUGGCGCAGCUUCGAAUUCAAGCGCAGGGCGCGCUUCUGCGCUUAGCACCCCACAACAUUCGUUACAGUGAGUUGGUAAGAGAGGGGAUCAAUCCGGCUGUACUUAGGCAGCUCUACGAGGAAGUUGGAAUCAGAGUCCCUACACCACAACUAGAGGGUGUAUCUCCAGCUAUCAAUCCGCCUACCAAACCUGUUGAUGUCCCAGGAAAACCGGCUGGUGCCGGUCUUGACUCGGCUUCGAGCAGCAGUGUUGAUAAUGGACCUGCUCCUGUGGCGUUGGAUCGCUCUAAAGGAGAAACAGAAACCCCAGUGGCAGCAGCAGCGGCAAACGCACCUGCCCCUGCUCCUACCUCUACCAUCCAGCACAGCACCACUGCGAAACCAUUGGAAAGGAAAGAAGUCAUUGCGCGUAUGCUUGCUGCGAAAGCUGCCAAGACUUCUGGAAUGCCCUCAACCCCUCAAACUGACUCUGCAAAAGAAGCGCUAUCGUCCGAAAGCUCGGUCUCUGCCCUCGUUGGCAAAGACACGCCUGCGAGUUCUGGGCGUGAAACCCCUCCUAAGGAGAAGGACAUACGCACAAGAGAGAAGAAUAAGGCGAAAACAGAACUAGCCCGACAGCGAAUCGAGCAGCUCAAGAAGCAGGGUUUGGUGAGAAGUCAGCAAAAAGCGCAGAUAGAUCCCAUGCGUCGUGAUGAAAUACCCCAAAGCAACGGAAACAGCCCGGCCCCGGUGUCUCAAGUAUCCAACACCCCAAUGAUUCAACAUCCACUACCUGACAGACCUCCUGACCCAGAAUCCACUGUUCCGUCCCGUAUCCCUGGACUAUUUAUGACAGAGUUAUCAGAGCCGUCUGGUACACGGGUCCGUGGUUUGGUUAUUGAUUCGACGCCACAACCCCAUGUCAAUCAACGCAAGCGUCCAAGAGCGUCUGACUUUGACGAGCCUUCACUUACGCUGAAGGGGUCCCACAACGGAGUGAAUCACAGUGCGACAGAGGAUAGACUGAUCAUUGAAGUCAGUGAUGAUGAAUUUUAUGGUGAUGACGAGAAUGAGAAAAUGGAGAUCGAUCCCGCCGGAAAGACGACACUGGAAGGCGGCUCAAUAGGCCCUGAAGGUUUGUCCGGAACGGUUCCUUCGUCGGCCGACUUUCUUCCUCAACGCCCUGUUGCGUCAAGUCAAGGAAUAUCCGCAUCUGCUACACCACAAAGUCACAAGAAUCUUGAUCAAGAGGACCUUCGAAAGAAGGAUCUUGAAAUUCAGGCAAUGCGUCGGCGAAUCGCAGAACUUGAGCAACGGAAGAAAGCCAAGUUAGCAGCAAGUCGCACACAAUCCCCUCGUCCUUCAGAAGUAGCGGUUUCAUCUUCUGCAAUCAGCCCAACUUCAGUUGAUCAAGAACGCCCAACAAGCAAUGUCAUCUCAGAGCCUGUGGAUCAUAAAUUGCCUCCUCAAUUGGCUCUCUUGAAAGCUGAUACCGAAGCCAUUCCUUCAGUUCCAGUAAAUAAUCCGGUUAACUCCGAAAAACUUUCGUCGGAAUCGAUCGCGCGGAUCUCGGCCCUCAAGGAUAUCGACCACCUCAAUGAGAUGCGCUCGAAAUUGUUGCGUAAGAAGGAAAUUGAAUCUGGUGUUCCCGCUCUGGAGGUCGAGAUUCAAAAGUCUGAAGCUCGGCUUGCUGAAGUCAAGCUAGAAGAGCAAAACCUCCUGCAUGACAUUGCCAAGGGGAAGGAAGGGAGACAACAACUUCUAGAUGAACUGCAUAGUCUCGACCUGGAGUUGAAGGGCCUCACUCUAGAAGAGCUGGAAAUAGCUCAACGUGCGUUGGAUGCGAAGGAACAAGUCCAAGCAUCAGAUAAAGGUUCAACGCAUCUUCAAAGCUGUGAGGCAAGGUAUGGUUCCUCGUUGCCAGACAUCCCUGCUACCGAGUCGCGAAGUCAAGGCGCGGCAUGUCCUGUCGAAGGAUCUCCGGGUUCUCGUCUGGCAUCUGGGGCGGAACCCUCUGCUACCUCAGAUCUGUCUUUGGAUGCAGAGAGGUCUGACCACGCUGUGGACCCUGCAAACGAUGCAGCCUCUUCUUCACCUUCAGAAUCUCUAGGCUCCGCGAUGGAUGAGUCUGCCGAUUCCAGUGAAGAUUCUGUGCCAGCUGAUCACGAAGAGCCCAUGGAAUGCGAAACACCCACGCCGGAGCCUAGUCUGCAUGCAGCUUUGAGUGGCAUCCCAGCGACUGAUCGGAAGCCUGUAGAGGAUGAGAUGACUCCUGACCACGCUCUUUCGGAACAGCAGCGCACUCUCCAUGCCCCUGAUGCAGGAGAUGCAGGGGAUGUAUUUAACCCCAAUGCGGAUGAAGUUCAAAAACUCGAAAAGCAAUCUUCUCGCGAAUCUUCCAUCUCCGACGCAUACGAGCCACCAGAGCCCGAAGCGGAAAGCAGCCCUUCCGAUUCUGUCUAUACCCCCCCUUUCAGUCCUGUUUCUCUUGCUUCCGUAAAGUCUGCAGAGGUUUCUCGGUUCGAGAGAGCUGAUAUGCCGCUAAUGGGAAAGGUUCAGGAAGUGGAAGUUCAGCCAGGAACCAGCUCCCCGCAUGGGCUCUCGAAUGAUGAAACCCAGGAGGAGAAAACUCCCAGAUAUACUCCCUACGUUAGCCCACUGAGAUGGUUCAAGGCUUACCGCUACCACCCUAGAUUCACUGAGAAUGUCUCGGGCGGCUUUCGAUCCCUAACAUACAGCCACAACAUCGAUUCUGAAAAAUAUCUCUGUCCCUACGAGGCUACUGGCGGUGUCUGCAAUGACCGGUCAUGCGACCUCCAGCACUUUCGUGACAUAACUCUUAGCGAUGACAAGAUCCUCGUCCAGAUGGGUUCACUUCGAGAGGGCAAAACGCCUGAAGAAAAGGACCAAUAUAUUGCCGGGCUGAAACAAAUCAUUAAUGAUAUGCGGCGCGACAAGGUGAAAGAUUUCAAUACCGUGGCCACGGAAAUUGCUGCAUACCGUAGACGCUUCCUCCAAGAUCCAUCACGUGUCUUGCCCUUGUAG
Aspergillus fumigatus Af293 is the source of this 3918-nucleotide messenger RNA. RefSeq lists its product as uncharacterized. Lineage: Eukaryota; Fungi; Ascomycota; Eurotiomycetes; Eurotiales; Aspergillaceae. Gene Ontology annotation, cellular component: exosome (RNase complex); nucleus. The record is from RefSeq and is a predicted model, not a curated record.